GUUAUAAGUAUUUUUGAUGUUGCAGUGCUCAACGGUCAAGGCGACCUGUGGAACUCUUGAAAGACGAAAGCCAGCUGAGCGCAUUGUGGUCACCGACGACGGUGAAGGUCCGGCUGUACAGAUAAGUGUGAAAGUAGCUUACAGUCCGAACAAGAGCGAGAUGGAAGUUCCCUCCGAGAUAGAAUAGUUUCGCUCAGAAGAGAAAAGAAGGCCACAGGUGUAUGCAACAACGUAGUCCUGACCACGCUUAUAUUGGGCAAGACGAGCGCCGAUGCUGCGGCAACUGACGUUGGCACUGAACUCGGUGGGGACAUAUUAUUGGAAGUAUGAAAUAUGCGAAGACGCUUUUAAUGAAAGAGUAAAUCGUAUGCGGACCUCCCCAGCGCACUGCCUUCGUAUGAAAUCAAAGCGGCAACUUGGCGUAUAGUGAGUGACCAGUGAUAGCGUCUGUUUUUUUUUUAAUAUAAUUGCUCGAUACUUCAACAAAAGAGCCCAACUGUUAGCGCCGCACCGAGUGAAAUACUACACGUUUUUUUAUAUACAGCAAAGAGCAGCAGCAAUUAUAAAUCGCCUUUCAGCUUUUGUUACACAAUGACAGAAUCUUUUGUGCUGUUGGAAACGCUAGCAGAUGCCCUGAAAAACGCAAGCUGCAACGCGCUCGUCCACGGCAUUCAAACCUAGGCAGUCAGCAAUAAUGAGACGUGCCGAGCGGUUUCUUCGGAGCACCUGUUCUUCUUACAUCGUGAUCAGCACGUUGAAAAACUGCUAUUUGGGAGGACAGUCGUAUGCUUGCUGAUAUUACAGGCUGCAAUUGCUGGUGGUAAAAGCAUGAAAUUAUUCGAAAACAAAAUCCACCAUCCCGUAAGUGGUAUAGAAAACAUGGGAAGCCUCUUCAACUUCAUUAUGCAAGCGUAUGAGACGGCUGACUUUACAUACAACCAAACGUUGACAACGAAGGUUGUGGCAUCGACAAAUGAAGACAACAUGACCUAUGUGACCUCGGAGCAAGUGAAAGAGAUUGCUAUUGCGUUACGGAAUAUCACUGUACGGCAUGAAAAUCAGGUCAAACAGGCAUCUUCGAAUAACAAUUGGGGGCCUAAAGCGUUUCGUCAACUGAAGCUACUCUCGUAUUGUGUAGCUGUUCUUAAUGACCACAUUAAAAGUCUAACAUCAGCGAGGGACUUCAAAAAUCUCCUUAUUUUUCCAGGGACAAAGUGGUGUGGAAAAGGGAAUGUAUCGGAACAUAAAAAUGACCUGGGUCCCCUGCGAGGCACAGACCAAUGCUGCCGUGACCAUGAUCACGCCGUAGAAUUCAUCGAACCGCGCUCCAAGAAGUACGGGAUAGUGAACACGCGCUUGUGGCCCAUGAUGAACUGCGCUGACGACCAGAAAUUUUAUGACUGCCUGUUGGAUGACGACAGUGACAGCAACCUGAUGUCUGCAUGCGUCGGAACAAUAUAUUUUAACGCACUUGGCGCCCAAUGUUUCAAGCAAACGUACACUGUUACUUGCGUAAAAUAUGAAAGACGGCUUCUUCACGAAAGGACGUGCCGAAAAUUCAAGAUUGAUGCAUCAAAACCAACAUGGAAAUUGUCCCAUGCAAAGGACUUCCUUGGUGCCUACCUCGUGAAGUAUUAACAUGAACCGAUGCACCAGGGUGUAAGGAAAUAAAAAAGUAAAUAAAUAAGUAAAUAAAUGAAUAAAAGUACGUGGCUGUGAAA
Molecule: messenger RNA, 1721 nt
Organism: Dermacentor albipictus
Lineage: Eukaryota; Metazoa; Arthropoda; Arachnida; Ixodida; Ixodidae
Biological process (GO): arachidonate secretion; phospholipid metabolic process
Source: RefSeq, a predicted model, not a curated record